Molecule: messenger RNA, 397 nt
Organism: Telopea speciosissima
Lineage: Eukaryota; Viridiplantae; Streptophyta; Magnoliopsida; Proteales; Proteaceae
Exons: 1
Coding region: 8-349 (113 amino acids)
Source: RefSeq, a predicted model, not a curated record
UUAGAAAAUGAGUCUCUUGAGGAGACCUUAUGCUUACUCAAAGGUAGAGUCUGAAGACCCAGAAGAGAAAGCUCAUCGACAGGCACAGUUUUUGAUCUAUAAGGUAUUGGAACAAGUGGAUUUGCAGUCCCCGAAGCGGCGGCAGCGGCGGCGGCCAUUCAGUCUUGGAGUGAGAAUAUGUAAAGUGAAGGUAAAGAUUGGGAAGAGAUUGAAGAAACUGAGGAAGAACAUUUCUGCAGCUAAGAAUAACUUGUACAGGAAAAUGAUUGCUCAAUUGAAGUGUUUGAAGGGCUUGAUUCGCGGUGGAGAGACUGCUAUGGUCAGUCUUCCUGCUCCUAUGCUCAAUUAAGUUUCUUCUUCUUCUUCUUCCCCUCUUUCUUAUUUCAUGGAUCCCCUU